Messenger RNA from Astyanax mexicanus (Mexican tetra), 4919 nucleotides. RefSeq names its product lin-28 homolog Ab (gene lin28ab). The record is from RefSeq and is a predicted model, not a curated record. The coding region runs from base 462 to 1055 and encodes 197 amino acids. The transcript is spliced from 4 exons. NCBI's taxonomy places the organism in Eukaryota, Metazoa, Chordata, Actinopteri, Characiformes, Acestrorhamphidae. Gene Ontology annotation, molecular function: nucleic acid binding; zinc ion binding.
UCCACCGCGGCAGGUGCUCCGGCUGAAUGAGUCAGCAACCUGAAUCCUGUCAGUAGCAACUUUGAGACGGUGAUUAAUAACAUCCAGGAAUCCGGUUUGAUGAAUGAUUCAUGUGAAAGUUGAUGCUCGCGAGAAGCUUCAGACACACGCUCCAGCCCGCGCGAGAGAUGGCCUUCACCUGCACAAUCCCAACACCCCUCAUUACCUGUCUGAUCCAGGGCAGGAGGUGAAGAAGCGCCGGGCUCUGACUCACCCUAUUACUCACACAGUUAGCUCAGGUAUAAAGCAGCCUCAGGUGUGGAGCAGACUCAGGUGUUUAGUAGCUCAGGUGUGGAGCAGCCUGAGGUGUGGAGUAGCUUCAGGUGUGGAGCAGACUCAGGCUUAGUGUUAGCUCCUCUAGUGUCAGUCUGGUCUAUGCUGCCAAAAUAAUGUAGAAUUCUGGUUCGUCUGGCUGUGUUUGGAUGUUCACUGUGAAUCCUGCGCAUAUUUCCUCAGGAGGCUGCGGUAAGACUGAGGAAGAGGAGGCGGCGGGCUCGGAGGAGGAAGACUCCGCUUCUUUCCGCGGCAGCGGCGUCUGUAAGUGGUUUAAUGUGCGCAUGGGCUUCGGCUUCCUGUCCAUGACCAGCAGAGACGGCGCCGCGCUCGAGACCCCCGUCGAUGUCUUCGUCCAUCAGAGUAAACUCCACAUGGACGGGUUUCGCAGUCUGAAGGAAGGAGAGCCGGUCGAGUUCAGCUUUAAAAAAUCCUCGAAAGGCUUGGAGUCUCUUCGGGUAACUGGUCCAGGUGGAGCUCCGUGUUCAGGCAGCGAGAAAAGACCCAAAGGUGCCCAGAAACGCCGGUCAAAAGGAGACCGGUGUUAUAACUGUGGAGGACCAGACCACCAUGCCAAAGAAUGCCAGCUUCCUCCUCAGCCCAAGAAGUGCCAUUUCUGCCAAAGCAUGUCUCACAUGGUCGCCAACUGUCCAAUCAGAGCUCAGCAGUUGUCUCCAGGGUCUCAGGGAAAGCUCAGCUCUGCUCCGGGAGAGACGAGCCAGGCGCCGGAGAGCUCAGACUGAGGGGAGGACGGAAAACUCGGGGUUAAUCUAUUAAACUAAAUCGUCAAUCAGAGUUUCAGUGCUGCUAUAGGAAUUACCUCAGGUCCUUUUCUUUUUUGCCAACAGCAUGAUGAUUGUCCUCUCUCUGAUUUAAGAGCUGUUUUUAUUUUUGUUUUGUUUUUUAAUAAUUUAGACUGAAGAUUGUUACUGCUGCUGUUCUGAUGGAUCUUUUUCUCUUAACCGUAAUAAUCCUCAAAUAUUCACUUCCUUAAUGCAAAACAGGAGAUGCAGAGUAAUGCACUAAAAUGUGAAUACAAUGCAGAUAUUCACUAUUCGUAAUUCCUAAUGUGUAGACCUGCUAAUACUGAGAUAGACACGUUUACAAAAAAAUAAGGAAAUUGGCAUUAAUAUUAGAUAAACAUUUUCAGAUUUAGAAAUAUUGAACACAGUAAAAUUUAAACAUUAGCUAAUAUCAGUUAUUCCAGUCAUAUGAAGCCCUGAGAGGGAAGUGGUGUUUUUAGGAGGGAUUUGUGCAGAGAGACGAGCUGGCACUUUAGUUAGUAAAGUGUCUUAGAUUUGUAUUGAAACAAUCAAAGUUCAUAAUGUUUACACCUUGCAAUAAAUAAGUCUGGAGGGUUUGACACUUUUUGGAGGAAAGGAGGAAGAAAAACUAGAAUAUUAUUCCAAUAAUCAGGAUCAGUGUUUACCCAGAGAGUUUAAACCUCUUAAAUCCCUUUAUUAGUGAUGCUACAUCUGGGUUAGGGUGCGUGAGAUUUGCAAUAAAUAUAAUAUAAAAAAGUUUUGAGAAACAGGCUGAAGUUAAACACUGACUUUAGCUCUAUUUGGAUGGGAUUAGUAUCUCAGGGGGCGUCUGUGAUAAAUAUUUCACACUUCUACUCUUUAGUAAUAAAACUCCUGCAUCCGGACUGCAAUUAUAAAAACAAGAGGAUCAGUGAGUUUUUAGGCAAGUUUUCUCGGUCACAUGACAUCACAGCGAUCAGUAGCUCCUCCAUUUCCACUCGCUGUUGUGUUUUUAAUGUGGAUCUCCGUGGAAACCGUGGAGCGCCCAAAGUGUAAUUACGGUGCGCAGCAGUGGACAAAUAUCUAUUUUAUUAAAGGCGAGGAGACGAAACUCAGAGAUGUGCGUCCGGACGGGCCUUUAGUUGUAUAUAAGAGCCAUGGCAGUUAUUGUUCUUAUUGUUGUUGGUAACUAUUUAUCUAUAGUUAAAUUGUUGUAUUGUACAACCAAUCCCUCAUUCCAGUAAAUCAGGGCUGGUUGUAUUUGUAAUUUGGAAGCUGUUCAGAGAGACGUAGCGGGAGCUCGUAGUUUGUGAAGGAGAUUUACGUUUGUUUUUUUAUUCCAGGAAAAGAGUGAACUAGUUCCUCAAGUCUGGACUGACUCUGAUUUUAUUAUUGGUUUUGAUGUAAAUAUAAAACUGUAAACUUUGUAAACCAUGAUUAUUUAUUUGUAGCUCACAAGUAUACCUCAGUUAGUUAAUUAGUUAAUUAUAAUUGAUUAUUAUCUGUCCAAUCACAGUUUGAGCCAUGCUUGUGUCUAUCCUAAUACAGGGCCAGUAUUUACUGCAGUAUUACACAAGUUCUAAUAAAUAAUAAUAAUAAUAAUAAUAAUCUUUCUAAUCGAAUCGUUUUCAGACACUAGAAUGCUGCUCUGAAUGCAGUUCAGGGUUUGGAGAAAUUCUCAGGCUUUUUUUUCUCAGGGAAACAAUCAAACGAACUUUUGGUAACUAGAAAGGGAGGGACAUUUAAAAGUUGAGGGAUGGAUAUUAAAACCUAAAUUAAAGAUUUAGAGCUUCAUUAAAAACUAAAUUUUAGCAUCUGGAUCUUACCUCCCGUACUUUACCAUAAUAUGCACAUGUAUUAUAAUUAGGGCUGUCACAGUUAUUUUAGUUAUUGAGUGAUGAGGUGUAACAGUGUGAAAUAUGAUCAACAAAACUAUCAGACGUUAAAAUGUUAAAAUCGGCUUAAUGAUGUUUUAAUAAAGAAGGUUUUUGAUGAUGUAAAAAAAACAUUUAUGUCCAAAAUGAGAAGGGAAAAAAAGAUUCUACUAAUAUGUUGCUAGACAAUAUGAAAAUAUUUUAUCAAUAAAAUCAUAAAGGUCUUGUGAUACAAUUUACAAUAUACUUUUCUGAACCUAUUGUGGAAAUCGCCAGUGCCCAAUACAGAGAGUGUAAUUAGUCCUGUUUAAUUGGAUAAAGUUAAUCAGAUUUAUAAUAAAAAUAUAUGGGAUUAUUAAAUAGCAGGAUGUCAAAAUAUUGUGAGAAAUUGCCUCCACUCGUUUUGGUUGUGGAUGUUUCUAAUGAAACCUUUAUUACAAUUUGUUGAGUUACAGAUUAAUUUAAUUUAGUAAUUGUGACAGCCCUGAUAAUGAUAAACUGUGAAGAAGUUAAUGCAAAUUUAUGAUGCCAAUCAAUCAACUUGUGAAAUCAACCAAUACCAGCUCUAAUAUUAUCGUACGUUAUUCUUGUAUAGAGACAUUGUUUCUUUACCAGUAUAGUAAUAUAAGUGUUUAAAUCUGGGAGUGCAUGGUAGUUGGUGUUCGAGUAGAGUAGAGUAGAGUAUAAUAGAGUAGAGUAGAGUAUAGUAGAGUAGUGUGGUGUGUGGUUAUUAGGGGUGAUGGAUUGAGGUCAGUCGGAGCUUCACAUCCAGCAGCUUCUCAGUUUAAGUGCCAAUAAUCACUAAUGUCUCGCUGGUGAGACGUUAAUGAAACUGAGCGUUUCCUGCGUCUCGGCUGUUCUCCUGUUUAUUGGUGUUUUAGGAAAAGUGGGAUCGGGUGUUUUUUAUUUUCUUUUUAAAAUAACAAGGCCUUUACCUUGUUCAGAUUCUAUACAAGUCUACCUCAGGAUGUACUAAAUGGAUACGGACACUGACGAGUCCAGCCCGGCUUUAUUCAAUGGGCCUCUCUAGAACAGUGCGCUGUCCAUCUUAGUGUGUGUGUGUGUGUGUGUGUGUGUGUGUUUCUGUGUGUGUGUGUUUCUGUGUGUGUGUGUUUCUGUGUGUGUGUGUUUAUCUGUGUGUGUGUGUGUGUGUGUGUGUGUGUGUGUGUUUCUGUGUGUGAGUGGUUUUUUUUAAGUUUGUGUAUUUAGUAUUAAAAAUAUUUCAAGUAUAAUAAUAAAAGGCCACAUUUAUGAUUCAGAAUCCAGAUGUUUGUGUGAAAUUUACUUUGAUGGUAAAAUUAUCUGCAGAUAACUUCAGCAACCAAACAUCAAAACAAAAGCCAGACUCUCUCUUAUCUUUUGUUCCAGAACAGACAACACCCAUCAGACCCAUACAGAUACAAAAGCUGCUAAAAUACGGUCUUCAGGACCGUGAGCACCGUUACUGUUUCUGUUUCUAAACCAAAGACAAAAUAAUAAACAGCCUUAGAAAAGCUGUUAAACAUCCGAAUACAGGAGAUAAGCCUCAUAUCUCAAUUUAGAACUUCAUUAAUUUAGAAUCACUGCUUUUAAAACAAGGUUUUUGAACAGUGGUGCUGCUCAGGGCUUUUUUUUGUUUCAAACACUAGCAGAAAGUGUGUGUGUGUGUGUUUGUGUUGUUGUUGUUAUUCUGGAUGAUUUGGGGGUGUGUUAGUGUGGUGGGGGGGUGUGGUCAGUACUGUUUAUUACAUUCAGUGUUUGAGGAAAUGAACACUUUUCUAUUCAAGUGACCAAAGAAUGUAAAGCCGUGUAAACUGUGGUGAACCAGUGGCUCGAUUGCAGAGUCUGGUCUGAACAGCCUCUGUAAUUUAUACCCAAAUAUGCGGGUUUUAAACUGUUACAAAACUGUUUUAUUUUCCAUUUUUUAAAUAUUGUGACAAAGCAUGCAAAGAAUGUUGUGACCAAGAAUGUGUUUGUGUGAUUAUUCACUGAUAAAUAUCUUUAAAUAUCA